This is a messenger RNA of Mandrillus leucophaeus (drill), 1754 nucleotides long. RefSeq names its product forkhead box O1 (gene FOXO1). The coding region runs from base 1 to 1644 and encodes 547 amino acids. Gene Ontology annotation, molecular function: DNA-binding transcription factor activity, RNA polymerase II-specific; RNA polymerase II cis-regulatory region sequence-specific DNA binding. The record is from RefSeq and is a predicted model, not a curated record. NCBI's taxonomy places the organism in Eukaryota, Metazoa, Chordata, Mammalia, Primates, Cercopithecidae. Gene Ontology annotation, biological process: insulin receptor signaling pathway; regulation of transcription by RNA polymerase II. Gene Ontology annotation, cellular component: nucleus. The transcript has 5 exons.
AUGUCUCAAGAAAGUGAGGCCCCUCCAUUUUCUCUCUUCUACCACCUUUUAAUGAGAGAAGACUUCUCUCUCAGUUCGUGUUGGAGCCAGGCCUCAUCCUGCUGUGCAGAGGCUCUGCUCAGGCGCAGUGGUUGGCACUCGGGCCUGGGCGGCCCAUGUCAAUGGCAUGAGGAUGUGGGCGCUGUGGCUGCACCCCUGGGUGACCACAAAUCCAGCCAGAGCCUUUUUGUGGUUGAGGAGAGGGCCCGCAGAGAUGCAGGGGGCAUGGUUGUCUGUUUGGACAGUGUAGCCUCUGGCUACGUGGAGAAUUCAAUUCGUCAUAAUCUGUCCCUACACAGCAAGUUCAUUCGUGUGCAGAAUGAAGGAACUGGAAAAAGUUCUUGGUGGAUGCUCAAUCCAGAGGGCGGCAAGAGCGGGAAAUCUCCCAGGAGAAGAGCCGCAUCCAUGGACAACAACAGUAAAUUUGCUAAGAGCCGAAGCCGAGCUGCCAAGAAGAAAGCAUCCCUCCAGUCUGGCCAGGAGGGUGCUGGGGACAGCCCUGGAUCACAGUUUUCCAAAUGGCCUGCAAGCCCUGGCUCUCAUAGCAACGACGACUUUGAUAACUGGAGUACAUUUCGCCCUCGAACUAGCUCAAAUGCUAGUACUAUUAGUGGGAGACUCUCACCCAUUAUGACCGAACAGGAUGAUCUUGGAGAAGGGGAUGUGCAUUCUAUGGUGUACCCGCCAUCUGCCGCAAAGAUGGCCUCUACUUUACCCAGUCUGUCUGAGAUAAGCAAUCCCGAAAACAUGGAAAAUCUUUUGGAUAAUCUCAACCUUCUCUCAUCACCAACAUCAUUAACUGUUUCGACCCAGUCCUCACCUGGCACCAUGAUGCAGCAGACACCAUGCUACUCGUUUGCACCACCAAACACCAGUUUGAAUUCACCCAGCCCAAACUACCAAAAAUAUACAUAUGGCCAAUCCAGCAUGAGCCCUUUACCCCAGAUGCCUAUGCAAACACUUCAGGACAAUAAGUCAAGUUACGGAGGGAUGAGUCAGUAUAACUGUGCACCUGGACUCUUGAAGGAGUUGCUGACUUCUGACUCUCCUCCCCACAAUGACAUUAUGACACCAGUUGAUCCUGGGGUAGCUCAACCCAACAGCCGGGUUCUGGGCCAGAACGUCAUGAUGGGCCCUAAUUCGGUCAUGUCAACCUAUGGCAGCCAGGCAUCUCAUAACAAAAUGAUGAAUCCCAGCUCCCAUACCCACCCUGGACACGCUCAGCAGACAUCUGCAGUUAACGGGCGUGCCCUGUCCCACACGGUAAGCACCAUGCCCCACACCUCGGGAAUGAACCGCCUGACCCAAGUGAAGACACCUGUACAAGUGCCUCUGCCCCACCCCAUGCAGAUGAGUGCCCUGGGGGGCGGCUACUCCGUGAGCAGCUGCAAUGGCUAUGGCAGAAUGGGCCUUCUCCACCAGGAGAAGCUCCCAAGUGACUUGGAUGGCAUGUUCAUUGAGCGCUUAGACUGUGACAUGGAAUCCAUCAUUCGGAAUGACCUCAUGGAUGGAGAUACAUUGGAUUUUAACUUUGACAAUGUGUUGCCCAACCAAAGCUUCCCGCACAGUGUCAAGACGACGACACAUAGCUGGGUGUCAGGCUGAGGAUUAGUGAGCAGGUUACACUUAAAAGUACUUCAGAUUGUCUGACAGCAGGAACUGAGAGAAGCAGUCCAAAGAUGUCCUUCACCAACUCCCUUUUAGUUUUCUUGGUU